UGCAGACUUCUUAUUUAGGAAAACCAUAAAUAUUACAUAAUGGAUCCAAUUGUAAAGGUGUCCUGACUAGUCGACUUCUGAAUCCCCAUGCGCUCGUGGACCCGACCUGCUCUUCGGUUCCUUUCAACAUCCUCUCUCAACCUGGAGGCUCUCGAUGCCUGGAUAGCAUCCCCGAAAUCACUUGCGCUCACCGAUGCCUUUCAUUCUAGUCACCUUUCAGAUCUCUACAUCACUCUUCCCACUCGCGACGGCACGCGUGGUCGUCCGUUUGCACACCCUAUAGAAGGUACACCUCUCGGAUAUGGACACCACCUUGCCUUCUUCCACCCGCGUAAUCCUGAGACAUUACUGCGUACCGAUGGGACAGACGCCGACUUCUGUCCGCCUGAACCAUUCACACGCCGGAUGUGGGCGGGUGGAACCAUGACAUGGAACAAGGAAAGAAAAUUGAAAGUAGGAGAGAAAGCAACUGCAGUGUCUACUGUGGCCAAGGUCGAGAAGAAAGGAUUUGAGGUCGGGAAGCCGAUGAUAUUCGUCAAACAGAGAAUUGAAGUGACUGUGGAAGGACAAGGCGAACCUGGGAUGGUGGAGGAACGAGCGCAUGUCUACCAACCAUUUGUAGCUAGUAUAGGGAGCCGCGUACCCCGUCAAGUGACCGAUCUCCCAAAGUCUGAGUUUUCGUUGUCGUACACUCCGACCCUGACGACGCUAUUCCGUUUUUCUGCCCUCACAUUCAACGGGCAUCACAUACACUUGGACAAGGAUUAUGCGCAGAAAGUCGAAGGAUAUCCAGAAAGACUCGUUCAUGGGCCCCUGACAGCCCUUAUGCUUCUAGAGUGUCUCAUUUACCACCGACCAAGGGCCAAAUUGCGCACCUUCAGCUAUCGCGCACACAAUCCAAUUUUUGUGAAUCGUGCCGUAACGAUACAUGGUGCUAUUGUGGCAAAAGACAAAGCGGAAUUGUGGUGCGAAAACGAUGAAGGGGUUGUCGGCAUGACUGGCGUUAUUCAGUUCGACGAAUAGAUCUGCGACAUCGUCGUGUCAAACCUCUGUUCGUAGCCUUCUCGGGCAUAUCGACAACGUCAGACUCGUACAACGCCAACGAUGAUAGCUGUUUGUGUAGGCAAUGACGUUGGCAUAGAAGUUCAGAUGAUGUCGGAUGAGCAAUGUGUUUAUGUUGGCUCGAUGUUACAUACUCUUGCACUACGGACGCAAUCACAUAUAACGCAU
Molecule: messenger RNA, 1230 nt
Organism: Suillus plorans
Lineage: Eukaryota; Fungi; Basidiomycota; Agaricomycetes; Boletales; Suillaceae
Product: HotDog domain-containing protein
Exons: 3
Coding region: 88-1023 (311 amino acids)
Cellular component (GO): mitochondrion
Molecular function (GO): (3R)-hydroxyacyl-[acyl-carrier-protein] dehydratase activity
Source: RefSeq, a predicted model, not a curated record